Molecule: messenger RNA, 615 nt
Organism: Prosopis cineraria
Lineage: Eukaryota; Viridiplantae; Streptophyta; Magnoliopsida; Fabales; Fabaceae
Exons: 2
Coding region: 1-615 (204 amino acids)
Source: RefSeq, a predicted model, not a curated record
AUGAAUCAGCCAGCCCUAAAUUGCCUUUCACGGCAAGAAGAAGAAAAGGAGAUCACUCGCGUGCACAGAGAGGGAACAGAGGAACAAAAAGGAGACAACAACUUUUGGCCAGACACGCGAGAAGGGAAGACCAGACGAAAACCCAGCAGAAAAGAAGAAGGAGAAGAACACACGCCAGUCACGAAAUGCAGAGCAAAAGUGAUAGAGAGAGCAGACUCGUCUGAGCACACAACAGACAAGAAACAAAGUAGAGAAGAAAGAAAAGUCAGAAGCAAUGGAAGCAGAGAGCAAAAGAUACGAAGGCACACGCAUGAAAAGCAGAAGGAGAAACCCAGAAACGCGGAAAGCAGCCUUAAAGCCUUUCGGCCACACGAGGAAGAGCAGAGCAUGCAAUCAGUUUUUCCAUUUCCCACACAAACUUCUAAAGCUGAAUCUGGUCAAAAACCCCCGCUCUCGCCCGACGUCCUAGUUGCAUUUUCGAGUGUGACAACUAUAGUUAAGAUUAUAAUUUUUUUGUUUUAUUGCCUAUCUGUUAUAGAGGAGCAAAGCUCCAUAAUGCUGGAUGCAUAUUGUAAGAAUUUUUGUUAUAGAGAUUUCAAGAGAUCCUACUUUUAG